This is a messenger RNA of Arvicanthis niloticus (Nile rat), 948 nucleotides long. Its product is annotated as olfactory receptor 51A4-like. NCBI's taxonomy places the organism in Eukaryota, Metazoa, Chordata, Mammalia, Rodentia, Muridae. The record is from RefSeq and is a predicted model, not a curated record. Gene Ontology annotation, cellular component: plasma membrane. Gene Ontology annotation, molecular function: G protein-coupled receptor activity; olfactory receptor activity. Gene Ontology annotation, biological process: G protein-coupled receptor signaling pathway.
GCUGGUAUGUCCAUUCUCAACAUCUCAGUCACUGAAGUUUCUACUUUCUAUUUGGUUGGAUUCCCAGGGAUGGAGGCUGCCCACAUUUGGAUCUUCAUCCCCAUAUGUCUCCUGUAUACUGUUGCCAUCCUGGGCAACUGCACUAUCCUCUUUUUCAUAAAAUCAGAGCCUUCUCUGCAUGAACCCAUGUACUAUUUCCUCUCCAUGUUGGCUCUCUCUGACCUGGGACUGUCCAUUUCUUCUCUUCCUACCAUGCUUAAGGUUUUCCUGUUCAAUUCUCCAGACAUUUCUCCUAAUGUGUGUUUUGCCCAGGAGUUUUUUAUUCAUGAAUUCUCAGCUAUGGAGUCAUCUGUGCUUCUCAUUAUGUCCUUUGAUCGCUUUAUUGCCAUCUGUAACCCUCUGAGAUACACUUCCAUCCUUACCAGUGCCAGGGUCCUUCAAAUCGGGCUUGCCUUUUCCCUCAAGAAUGUGCUGUUGAUCCUGCCUUUUCCUGUAACUCUAAAGCUUCUAAGAUACUGCAAGAAGAAUCUCUUGUCACAUUCCUAUUGCCUCCACCAGGAUGUCAUGAAGUUGGCCUGCUCAGACAACAACUUCAACGUCAUCUAUGGUUUAUUCGUGGCUCUCACAGGCAUCCUUGACAUAACAUUCAUUUUCAUGUCUUAUGUCCUCAUCCUGAGAGCAGUGCUGGGCAUUGCAUCCCAAAGAGAAAGGCUCAAGGUCCUUAGUACUUGUGUCUCCCACAUUUGUGCUGUGCUCAUUUUCUAUGUCCCUGUCAUAUCCCUUUCUGUUAUCUAUCGCUUUGCAAGCCGUAAUUCCCCCAUAUCUAAGAUUCUCAUGGCUGACAUUUUCUUGCUUGUGCCUCCUGUAAUGAAUCCUAUCAUAUACUGUGUGAAGAGCCAACAGAUAAGAAAUGUGAUACUAGAGAAACUGUGUCAGAAACAAAGCUGA